Messenger RNA from Saccharomycodes ludwigii, 447 nucleotides. RefSeq lists its product as uncharacterized. NCBI's taxonomy places the organism in Eukaryota, Fungi, Ascomycota, Saccharomycetes, Saccharomycodales, Saccharomycodaceae. The record is from RefSeq and is a predicted model, not a curated record. The transcript has a single exon. Bases 1 to 447 code for a protein of 148 amino acids.
AUGUCCGCUAGUAAAUGUUGUGAAACUAAACAAAAUAAAAAUACAUGUGAAUGUCCAUCAAGUAAUGCGAUAAAGAGUUCUGAAUGUGCCUGUGAAAGUAAUAAAGGUCCUGGGUGUACCUGUGGAAAUAAUAAAGGUUCCGAAUGUACCUGUGAAAAUAAUAAAGGUCCUGUGUGUACUUGUGGAAAUAAUAAAGGCCCUGUAUGUACCUGUGAUAAUAAUAAAGGCUCCGAAUGUACCUGUGAAAAUAAUAAAGGUCCUGUGUGUACUUGUGGAAAUAAUAAAGGUCCUGAAUGUACCUGUGAAACUAAUAAAGGCUCUGAAUGUGCCUGUGAAACUAGUAAAGGUCCUGAAUGUGCCUGUGAAACUAAUAAAGGUCCUGAAUGUGCCUGUGAAGCUAAUAAAGGCUCUGAAUGUACCUGUGAGGGCGGUAAUUGUGACUGUUAA